Brassica napus (rape) is the source of this 1020-nucleotide messenger RNA. RefSeq lists its product as uncharacterized. Bases 490 to 1020 code for a protein of 176 amino acids. Lineage: Eukaryota; Viridiplantae; Streptophyta; Magnoliopsida; Brassicales; Brassicaceae. The record is from RefSeq and is a predicted model, not a curated record. The transcript has a single exon.
UUCUGGAAUUGCCGGGAGGCAAAUAAACCUCAAUUUCGCAGAUCAAUUCGAUAUUUGGUGAAGAAGUUCAGUACGGAUAUUCUUGCAGUUUUUGAAACUCAUGCUGGUGGAGCAGCUGCAAGUCGUAUUUGUCGGGGUCUGGGAUUCGAGAAUUCUUUUAGAGUGGAUGCGUGUGGUCAAAGUGGUGGUUUGUGGCUCUUAUGGAGGUCGGAGAUAGGCGAGCUCGAGGUUGUCGAGUCUUCAGAUCAGUUUAUUCAUGCGAAAAUAGGGAGUGGCACAGAAGUGAUCAAUGUGAUAGCGGUGUAUGCUGCUCCUACGCCAAGUCGUCGCAGUGGCUUAUGGGCCGCAUUGAAAGAGGUUAUCAAUAAUGUUGUUGGUCCGGUUUUUAUUGGAGCUGAUUUUAAUACGAUUGUGAGACUGGAUGAAAGGAGUGGCGGGAAUGGGAGAUUGUCUGAGGAUUCUCUAACAUUCGGGGAUUGGAUCAAUGAAAUGUCGCUUAUUGAUAUGGGAUUUAGUGGAAGCCAAUUUACAUGGAAGAGAGGUAAAACUGAGAGUACUUUUGUGGCCAAGAGGUUGGAUAGAGUGUUAUGCUGCGCUACCUCCCGGCUUAAGUGGCAGGAAGCAAGAGUCUCGCAUCUGCCUUUCUUGGCUUCGGAUCAUGCUCCACUUUACCUACAGCUCACGCCAGGGGUACAAGGGAAUGCGUGUAGACGGCCUUUUCGAUUUGAGGCGGCAUGGCUACAACAUAGAGAGUUUCAAGAUCUGCUAAAAGCUUCGUGGGACCGUGAGAUUGAUACUAGAGAAGCCAUAAUGCGGUUAGGAUUGAAACUUCGUAAAUGGAACAAAGAAGUGUUUGGGAAUGUUCAAAAGAAGAAGGAGACCUUGGUAAUGGAGAUUAAGGGAGUACAAGAAUUAAUUGAGCAGAAUCCUACAGAUGAGUUAUUGGAGAAGGAGGGGGAGCUACUGAAGGAAUUUGAAAGAGUACUCGAACAGGAAGAACUUAUUUGGUUUCAGAAAUAG